Molecule: messenger RNA, 1665 nt
Organism: Thlaspi arvense
Lineage: Eukaryota; Viridiplantae; Streptophyta; Magnoliopsida; Brassicales; Brassicaceae
Source: the annotation of a GenBank genome assembly
AUGGCGGUCUCAGCUUUCCGUGGCACGCGAUUACCAUUUCUUCACCAGUCUCAGUUUCCCGUUGCGAGAAAUGUAUCAGGGAGGUAUAAGAAGGUGAUCGGAGGAAGAAUUUCGAAAGGGUUUGUUCUCUCGGCGCAGUAUUCGCAAACCCAGGAUCUUUUCACUUCUCGCCUUCAAAGCCGUAUAGAGAACUUACCCAAACUAGUGGAGGAUAUAGUUCAGACAUCCAUAAACACAGGUCCACGCGGUGCCUUACGCCUUGUCCAAGGCGUUCAGGCCUUUGUAGGGGUUGGAGGAGAAUGGCUUAGUGAUAUAUCCAAGUCGACAAAUGUGUCUGGUGGAUUACCAACUGAAAUGCAGCUUGGUCUACUGUCUCCUCUAUAUUUGAGGAAACUCUUUGAACGCAUGGGGGCUACUUACAUUAAGUUGGGCCAGUUUAUAGCAUCUGCGCCAACUUUGUUCCCACCAGAAUAUGUCAUAGAGUUUCAGAACUGCUUCGACAAAGCUCCUCCAGUACCGUUUGAGGAAAUUCGUAAAAUCUUGCAAGAGGAGCUUGGGCGACCCAUAGAAAGCGUAUACGAAUAUGUUGACCCUACGCCACUUGCAUCAGCCUCUAUAGCACAAGUCCACGGUGCGAGGCUUAGAGGCUCCCAAGAGGAUGUAGUGAUUAAGGUCUUGAAGCCUGGAAUAGAAGAUUUCUUAAUGGCAGAUUUGAACUUUAUCUAUGUUGUCGCUCGUAUAUUUGAGUUCCUUAGUCCGGAGUUCAGCCGUACUUCGCUGGUUGGUAUUGUCAAAGACAUUCGUGAGUCGAUGCUUGAAGAAGUAGAUUUCAAUAAGGAGGCUCAAAACAUUGAGUCAUUUAAGAGAUAUCUUGAAACCAUGGGGUUGUCAGGACAAGCUACAGCUCCAAGAGUGUAUAAGCACUGCAGCAGCAGGCGGGUACUCACAAUGGAGCGGCUAUACGGAGUUCCUCUUACUGAUCUAGAUUCUAUAAGAUCACUUGUUUCCAGUCCAGAAAACAGCCUUAUUACGGCCCUUAAUGUGUGGUUUGGAAGUUUACUUUCUUGUGAAAGUUUCCAUGCUGAUGUACAUGCCGGUAACUUAUGGCUGUUGCGUGAUGGCCGGAUUGGGUUUCUUGAUUUUGGCAUUGUUGGCCGGAUAUCACCCAAAACAUGGGCGGCUAUGGAAGUGUUUUUAGCGUCUAUUGCAACUGAAGAAUAUGAAUCCAUGGCCUCAGCUUUGAUUCAAAUGGGUGCCACAAACAGAGAUGUUGAUGCCAAAGCUUUUGCUAGAGACUUGGAAAAGAUGUUCUCUUCUAUACAGGCAAGCAAUUUUCGUCUUGGCAAUUUUAACCAGCUUACAUCUGAAAUAGAUACAGAGAUAGUAGUGGCUACAGCUCGUGGAACAAAUUCAGACACAACUGCUGUUGCUGCUAACGUAGUUGUGGAUGAGAGACAGAUGAAUGCUCUUUUCCUCGACCUGGUGCGUGUUAGUGAAUCAUAUGGGCUGAAGUUCCCGAGGGAGUUUGCACUUCUAAUGAAGCAGCUUCUGUAUUUCGAUCGGUACACGAGACUAUUAGCCCCAAACCUGAACAUGCUGCAGGAUCAGCGAAUCUCUGUUGUGUCCAACAGGAGGGUGAAUCGAUAUAAAGAUAGCUUCAACUAA